CAAUCAAUGUAUGUGAAACCAAAUCUCAAAAAGAAGAUUAUCAUCAGGGGAAAAUAACAAAAAAAACAAACAGUUAUCUCUCUCUCUCCGUUUUCAUUUUCCCAAGAUUUAUUUUUUACUUUUUAAAAUUUGUUCUACUGUUAUAAAAAUCCCACUUUUGCCAUUCUACUUGUUUAUUUGCCCUACAUGGGCUGCUAGCUUAAGAAAUUUCAUACAACUAUGAGCAGGUCCAAGAAUAUUCUUCAAAAUCUUUUGAAACCCUUCAGAUUCAAUUCAAGCAAAGAGAUAACUAGUGAACAAGAGAUUGAGCAGAUUGCUGCGCAGGAACAGAAGGUUUUUGCUUUUGAAACUCUGAUUGCUGCUACCAAGAAUUUUCACUCUACUCAUAAGCUCGGCGAAGGUGGUUUCGGACCCGUUUAUAAGGGAAAGUUGAAUGAUGGUAGAGAUAUUGCAGUAAAGAGGUUGUCUCAAACCUCAAAUCAAGGGAGAAAAGAGUUCACAAACGAAGCCAAGUUGCUCGCACGUGUGCAGCACCGCAACGUUGUGAAUUUGUUGGGAUAUUGUACACACGGCGAAGAGAAGCUACUUGUUUACGAGUAUGUUUCGAAUGAGAGCCUUGACAAGCUUCUGUUCAAGUCCAAAAAAAGAGAGGAGCUUGACUGGAAACGGCGGUAUGAAAUAAUAUGUGGGGUUGCCAGGGGCCUGCUCUACCUUCAUGAAGACUCUCACAACUGCAUCAUUCACCGAGAUAUCAAAGCCAGCAAUAUUCUACUCGACGAGAAGUGGAUCCCCAAGAUUGCUGAUUUUGGUAUGGCCCGUCUCUUCCCCGAAGAUCAAACACAUGUCAACACUCGGGUGGCCGGCACCAAUGGAUAUAUGGCUCCCGAGUACGUGAUGCAUGGACAUUUAUCAGUAAAGGCAGAUGUGUUUAGCUUUGGAGUUUUAGUUCUGGAACUCAUCACCGGCCACAGGAACUCAUCUUUUGAUCUAAACGUCGAUGCUCAGAAUCUACUUGACUGGGCAUACAAACUUUACAAGAAAGGGAAGAGUUUGGAGAUACUAGACCCGGUGUUAGCUCCGACGGCGGUGGAGGAACAAGUGACCAUGUGUACUCAAUUGGGGUUACUAUGCACGCAAGGAGAACCAAGUCUACGGCCGACCAUGCAUCGUGUGGUGGUGAUUCUGUCUAAGAAGCCCAGUCAUCUAGAAGAGCCCACUAGGCCCGGAAUGCCUGGGAACAGGUACAGAAGGCCUAGAAGGCCCAUGGGCCUGGGCCAGGCCCAUACUUCUACCACUGCAGGGUCAUCGGGAUCGGGAUCGGGAUCGGGAUACUCCAAUACGGUUACUUCAGGGACCAAUACGAAUACAAAUUCGAAUACGAAUACGAAUACGACCAGCUCUUACACCAAUACUAAUAGUGCGUCUCGACCAACUUCGGAGCCUCAUAGAUUGGACACAAGGGGUAAACGUCCUAUGCGCUAGUUAGUUAUUUAGUUAGUUUAUUAGUUACUACACUACCAGAGAAUAUGUUGGUACAGCGAAAUUUUGUAUUGUGUUGUUUAUUUUUAUUUGUUAAUUAUUUUCUUUUUUAUAUUAGAAGAAAUGUAUAAAUAUAUAUAAUUUA
Messenger RNA from Humulus lupulus (European hop), 1624 nucleotides. Its product is annotated as cysteine-rich receptor-like protein kinase 43. The record is from RefSeq and is a predicted model, not a curated record. The transcript is spliced from 6 exons. Gene Ontology annotation, biological process: protein phosphorylation. Bases 220 to 1482 code for a protein of 420 amino acids. Gene Ontology annotation, molecular function: protein kinase activity; ATP binding. Lineage: Eukaryota; Viridiplantae; Streptophyta; Magnoliopsida; Rosales; Cannabaceae.